Messenger RNA from Medicago truncatula (barrel medic), 1456 nucleotides. RefSeq lists its product as uncharacterized. NCBI's taxonomy places the organism in Eukaryota, Viridiplantae, Streptophyta, Magnoliopsida, Fabales, Fabaceae. The record is from RefSeq and is a predicted model, not a curated record. The transcript has 5 exons. Bases 78 to 1241 code for a protein of 387 amino acids.
AACCAAACAUUAACGUUGUCCUUCACUCCCUCCUUGUUCCUCAGUUCAAAUCAAAAUCUCUCUCUCUCUCUCUGCAAAUGGCGUUUUCAUUUUCUAAGAAACCCUCUUCAAGAUACAGUUCCUACGAUUCACGUUCUUCAACAACUUCAUCACAUUUUUCAGACCCAUCUUCAUCAUAUGAGUUAAACAACAUGAACCUUAAACACCCAAAAUCAUCAUCUUCAUCUUCAUCUCGUGCCAUUGUCAAAGCUAAACCCUCUAAUGUAGCUCCAACAACAAAAGUGGACCCCACAUUAACCAAAAUGGUGAAAAAUUUCAUGCAAAAUAAGCCAAAAUCAGUGAACACCACCACCACCACUACUAAGUUGUUUAUUCCUUCUGAUGUUAUUGCUAAGGAUUUGAAGAAGGAUGCUAAAAGGGUCACCGGUUUUUCUACGUUGCAGAAGAAGCUGUUUGGGAAAAGUGGGAGUUCUGAGAAGAAAGAGAAGGUGAAGGCUUUGACUGAAGUGAAGGGGAAUACAAGAACACUUGCUAUGGUGUUGAGGAGUGAGAGGGAGCUUCUGAGCGUGAAUAAGGAGCAAGAGGAGGAGAUUUUGAGGCUUAAGCUCAUGAUUGAGAAUAAGAAUAAAGAGGUAGAGAAGUUGAAGGAUUUGUGCUUGAACCAAAGAGAAGAAAUCAAGUCAUUGAAGAGUUCAAUUUUGUUCCCAGAUGUUACGAAUUCUCAGCUUCAGGAACUUGUAGAGAAACAAGGCACAGAACUGAAAGAAGCAAAACAGGUCAUUCCAUCUCUACAGCAGCAGGUUUCUUCUCUCACUGGUCAGCUUCAAAGCCUCGCCGAGGAUCUUGCAGAGGUCAAGGCUGAUAAGUAUUCAGCAAAAACAGGCUUCCUAGGCUAUGGAAGUUCUCCAAGAACACCACCAGCACAUGGCAGGGAAGAUGCUUCAAACUUUUGGGAGUUUAGCUCCGAGGACAUGUCAGAUGACCUAUUACUCAAAGAUCUAAAUCCAUGCUUGACACCUUACAAGGCUAACAAGUCAAGUUCCAGGGAUUCUCUGCUGGAUGAAAGCUUAUCUGAGGAUGAUCUUAAAGUAUAUCCUGAGCUGGAUGAUUUCAAUUCUUACAAUCAGAAGUUUUCGAAAAGUUCAGACUGUUACCACCAAAACACCGGCAAAAUCGACAAAAUAGGAAUCACUACCAAAGCAAGUCGAAGAUCUGAUGACAUGAAAACAACUUGGAGGUAGAAUGAACCAUAAUAAUGAGCAACUUCAGUCACUGUUCCUUGUUGAGAUUCCUCAUCUCUUUUCCUUGUUUCCAUUUUUCAGUUUUGUUAGCAUACCGUGUCUGUUUUAGAAGUUGGACAUUGUAUUGUAUCUUAUAAUACAUGUAACAUUGAAUUAUCUAUCCUUGUAUAUGGUUCACAUGAGCAAUGAAUAAGAUUUCGAAAUCAAUAACAUAA